Paramacrobiotus metropolitanus is the source of this 4119-nucleotide messenger RNA. RefSeq lists its product as uncharacterized. Gene Ontology annotation, biological process: deoxyribonucleotide biosynthetic process. The transcript is spliced from 3 exons. Bases 21 to 983 code for a protein of 320 amino acids. NCBI's taxonomy places the organism in Eukaryota, Metazoa, Tardigrada, Eutardigrada, Parachela, Macrobiotidae. Gene Ontology annotation, molecular function: ribonucleoside-diphosphate reductase activity, thioredoxin disulfide as acceptor. Gene Ontology annotation, cellular component: cytosol. The record is from RefSeq and is a predicted model, not a curated record.
UGGAAGGAAGCGUGCCAGCUAUGCAGGUCGAGUCGGAUUUAUUCUCCGUUCCGGCCACUCUAGCGGAUUUUGUGCGGACAGAAGAAGAACGCAUUCUACCAACAUCAGGGCAAACAGAAGAAAUUAGUUCUGGAGAAAUUUCCUUUUACAUUCCCCCUUCAACGUCGGCGCUGCUAGUGCUACCGGAAAUUACGCUAGAAAUGGAUAUUGCAAUCAAAAAGCAAAUUGCAGGACUUGGUGCGGCUACGCAUAUUGAAAACACGGAUCUAGUAGCACCAGUGAACUUGAUUGCGCAUUCUAUAUUCAGCUCGGUAGAGGUAACAAUGGCCAACCGCCUGAUAACUUAUUCCACCCCAUUAUAUGCCUACCGAGCGUACUUGGAAAAUUUGUUGGGGUACACACCGGCUGCCCUAAAAAGCCAGGCAACAAGUGCUGGAUUUUAUAUAGACACUCCCGGGUACCUAGAAGAUCAUGCCAAUAACGCUGGAGAAGUAACGCGAAAAGCUAUGUUUGUGACCAACGAGUACGUCCCGUUCAGCGCCAAAUUAUGUACGGACAUUUUUCAGCAGGGAAAAAAUUUGAUCACCGGUGUACCGCUACAUGUGCGCCUCAUUUUGAAUAAGCCGGAAUUCUACCUGCGUUCAUAUGCCAAUCUUCCAGUGGAUACCUUUAAAGCAUACAUUCGCAAUCCGCGGUUGUACGUCAAACGCUUUGUGCCUAAUCCGGCAUAUUUGUCUGCGCUUACUGCCCAAUUAUCGACAAAGACUGUGAAAUACCCUAUUGAGCGAGUUUGUAUGCGUGUUAAUGAUAUUGGUAUGAUUCAGAGCACAGUGCUGGCUAAUUUACAUAUUGGAGCAGUACCCAAAUGUGUUUUUGUGGGAUUUGUAAAAAGCUCGAGUUUUCACGGGCUGCGCCGAGGUAAUCCGUUUAACUUUGAACAUUUCAAUCUCAACUAUAUAAGUGUCGAAGUCGACGGACAGUAAUAUCCCGCACAGCCUACCGACCAAAUUUCGCCACGGGUGAUUAUUUGCAAUCAUAUGACGGUCUGUUGGAGACGCUCGGCCGCUUGCACGCACCGGACGGGGCGCUGCCUUUCGACCGUAAAGCAUUUGCGGAAGGAUUUGCUAUUUGGGGAUUCGAUCUGACACCUUCACGGACAGGCCGGGGACCGAUAAGCACCGUGCGCCAAGGAAAUCUAUCAAUCCGCCUGCAGUUCGCCGCCCAAUUAACUGAACCAAUUAUGGCCAUUACGAUGAUGGUGUGGGAUAAUAUUAUUGAAGUCAAUUCACAUCGCCAGCUAAUUGCGGAUUUUACAGCGUAAAAACCUAACAUCGGCACUAAAAUGGACACUGCUGAAAUCGACCACGUGCUACGUUCAAGUACCGUGACGAAAGACGCUUUUAUUGGUUUAUUUGCUGCGGACAUGUUACCACCGUCCCUGCCAAUGAAGCUGCCAUGGGCAUGCGUUGUCAAUACUGACGAAGCUGCAAAGCCAGGCUCGCAUUGGUUGGCGUUCUACCAGGACGUCCCGGGAAAAUUGGAAUAUUUUGACUCUUAUGUUCACGAACCGAGAUUUUACGGCAUCCAUAUUGAAAGUUUUUGCAAGAACGCCGAGUUAGUUAUUUCGCAAGCGCAUCGUUUACAAAUGGAAUGGAGUACCGUGUGCGGACAGUACUGCUGCUUUUUUAUUCUAAAACGAUGCUCCGGCGAGUCAUUUACCUCUCUUAUUCAUUUGUUCACCAAUAGCAAAUCGUCGAAUGAUCGAAUGGUUUGUGCUUAUAUUAAUCAUUAUUUUGAUUUGAACACUGUAAUUCGUGAUCGCUCUAUGAUAAUUCAGUCUGUUUUCCGUCAAAUAAUGCAAUAAAAUCUGGCCAUCCAAACCCUUACGUAUGAGUGUAGGUGUAGUUACUUUGUACCGCAACAAAUUGCAGUGCAACAAAAUAUUACACUACAGCAACAUUGCGCUGCCAUGUGGAUGUUUUGUUUCGAAAUAUAACAGGACAUCGCAUUUUGUACUCGUGGUCUUGCCAAAAACAUGUGCUUCAUAGCAGUUUUUCCUUACUGCAUCUAUUUCUAUUUGGCGAAGCAGAAUGGUUUUUCGAAUUGUUGUGGACAUCAAAUGGUAUAAUCGUAAUGAGAAGUCAAUUAUAACGGAACUGGCAAUUAGUUCUGUUGAUUUCCAUUGUCUAUAUUACACCCGAUUUUUGCUUCCUCCGGAUAAUUACAUUGUUAGCAAGUACGGCAUCAGUUCCACGAAUGUCGAUGAAAUAUUUGUUAAAGCUUUCUCGGACCUGGAGAUUCAGAUAAAUCGAGCGUUCAGAAACUAUCUGCAAAACGUUAAAGACCCCCUAAGCGUUGUUUUCUAUGCGAAAGGUUCAGAAAAGUGCGGUAUUAUCCAGGAUUUAUUAAAAUCUGAUUGCAUCAACUUGGACUCGUUAGGCUGCCCGCGCUUUUCCGAUUUAUGCAAUGACAGAUGCUACAGUCCCAACAAAGCACAGGCUUACUCAAACUGGAUGCUGACUCAGUAUCUAAAAAGUUCCAAAAAAUGCUUGCUUUGCCGCAUGCCGAUCCCCGACACUGGCGUUCGUCAUCAUCGACGAUGGCGCAGUCGAAUUUCAAGACCAGAUCUAAAUUACUAUUCGGAUGAACAGGGUAACAGGUGCUGCAUCCGUUGUGGAGCUGUAUUCAUUUCCGGUGAGGACCGCACUGAACAAAAAAGGAUCGCGGAUAUUAACAUGCCUGACAUUUUUAGCGCAUGAAUCAUUGAGCGAUCUGUUUGGAAAUUCAGAUGAUAACAAAAAUGCUGUAGCGGAAUUUAUUCAUAUAUAAUCUGAGUAUCUUGGGUGCAUCUUUGAGACUAGUAAAAUCACGUUGCCAGAGCUCGUCUUUACGAUGACGCAAGUACCUGAUCGUGUACGGGGCAACUCUAACGCCUGUACUAGUAACCCACAGUUUGCUGAUACCGCACUUUUCAAUCAUGAUUAUGCUCUUCUUGAUCAUAAUUAUACUGUACCACGAGCUGAUCUGCCAGCUUUGAAUAUAGCUGACGAAGUCGAUCCAGACUUGAAUGACAUUAAAGAUUAUUAUGUGCUCGAAAAUAUCGGAGCAAAAUAUUCCCAGAAAUUUUCAGUUUCGUUCGAAACUUACAAAUGUACAGUGACGGGGCUGGAUAAUCUAUCGUUCAAGUAUGCUGUUAAAACGAUAACACUCGUUUUGAAAGAUAUUCUGGAGAGUGUGAUUGCUGCGAUUCCAGCGCAUAACCUGGUGCGAAUCCGCAUGUAUCAAAAUGCUCUGCAGUAUCCAAUUUGGAUGCCACCUAUUCGGCGGGACCAAAUAACAAUUGAACGGUGGAUGACGACAAUAAGGCGGAUUCUAAACUCUAAUCAGGCUUUUCUGCUAGACGAAUCAUUUGAACUGUCAGUCCAGCACACUGAUUUGCCAUCCGGAUCAUGCAGAAAAAAUGUAUCAAAAUUGUUGCAGCGGAUUUUAGGCAACAAAAGAUGUAUUACCCAGAUUCGAAAUACGGACUGUUUGUGUAUGGCCAGGGCUAUAGUUGUGGCACAAGCGCAUGCAGAUGGCGACAAAGAACUGUACACAAAGCUUUACCGAACCAAAAAGUUGCAAGACCAGAAGACAAAAGAAUUAUUGUUGACUGCCAACCUGCCAAACAGAGAAUUCAACGUGCAAGAUAUUCCCCGCUUUGAAGAAGUUUUACCGAAUUAUCAGUUUAUUGUGGUAUCUGUGGAUCAUGGAAAUUCUAUCGUCUACUGCGGCGCCUACUGCGAAAAGCGAAUUAUGCUGCUGCAUCACGAUCAACAUUUUGAUGUUUUAACAUCUUUACCGGUCUAUUUUGAGCACCACUAUUACUGUUACCGUUGCAUGAAAGGCUACGAUCAAAGACAGUAUCACCGCUGCGAGUUCAAGUGCCACCAGUGUUUGUCUGCAACUUGCAAAAUGAAUAAGCAAGAAACCAUACACUGUCUGGACUGUAACCGCGAUUUCUAUGGGCAAGAUUGUUUUGACAGACACCAAGCUGGGAGCAGCACCAUCUGCGCAAAUUUUUUCAUUUGCCGUGAGUGUAAAACCUUUGUCUCUAUGGUAAAUCGCCGUAUGAAGACC